Messenger RNA from Amaranthus tricolor (Joseph's coat), 1763 nucleotides. Its product is annotated as serine carboxypeptidase-like 45. Bases 200 to 1627 code for a protein of 475 amino acids. Gene Ontology annotation, biological process: proteolysis. Gene Ontology annotation, cellular component: vacuole. The record is from RefSeq and is a predicted model, not a curated record. NCBI's taxonomy places the organism in Eukaryota, Viridiplantae, Streptophyta, Magnoliopsida, Caryophyllales, Amaranthaceae. The transcript has 10 exons. Gene Ontology annotation, molecular function: serine-type carboxypeptidase activity.
UUUCCCACACGCCUAAAAUCACCAUCAAAUGACAUAAUCACAUGCACUUACUUACACACACCAUGAGACUUGAGAGCACUAUAAAAUUCAACCCAAACAUCCCCCAAAUUCCCUACUAUCAUAUUCAUCACCUAAUCAUAUCACUACAAUUUUACACCAUUUUCUAAGUAUCCAAUCAUCCAAUCAUUUAUGUUCAUCAAUGAAUAGCAAAAUGUUUCAUUAUACUUCAUGUUUUCAAGCAAGAUUGCUACAUUUUACAUCAUGUUUCCUUGUGCUUACAACUCUAUUUUCCUACUUUCCAAAAUUAUGUUCUUCAUAUGAAGCUGAUAAAAUUUCAAGCUUUCCUGGGCAACCUCCUGUUAGUUUCCAGCAAUUUGGUGGUUAUAUAACUGUUGAUGAAACCCAGAAAAGAAAUCUAUUUUACUACUUUGUUGAAGCUGAAACUAAUCCUUCUUCUAAACCCCUUGUUUUGUGGCUAAAUGGAGGGCCUGGUUGUUCAUCAAUUGGAGCAGGAGCUUUCGCUGAACAUGGACCUUUCAAGCCUAGUGGAAGUGUGUUAAUCAAGAAUGAUUAUAGUUGGAAUAAAGAAGCAAACGUAAUUUAUCUUGAAUCACCAGCAGGAGUUGGAUUUUCUUACUCAGCUAAUAAAUCAUUUUAUGAUGGAGUCAACGAUGAUAUGACAGCAAGAGAUAAUUUAGUGUUUCUUCAAAAAUGGCUAGAAAAAUAUCCAGAAUACAAGAAUAGAAAUCUUUUUCUCACCGGAGAGAGUUAUGGAGGGCAUUAUGUUCCACAACUUGCUAAUGUCAUAUUGACAUCAAACCUUAAAUCAAAUCUCAAGGGAAUUGGUAUAGGGAAUCCGCUACUAGAGUUCAACACCGACUUCAAUUCAAGAACAGAAUAUCUUUGGUCUCAUGGACUAAUAUCAGAUGCAACAUAUGAACUUUCCCAAAAAAUUUGCAAUUAUUCACAAAUUAGAAGACAAGCACAAAAAGGGUUCUUAUCUCCUUCUUGUGCCCUAGUAAAUUCUCAUAUGUCUAGUGAAAUUGGCAAGUUUAUCGACAAAUACGACGUCACUUUGGACGUUUGUAUUUCUUCUAUUUCUCAACAAGCUCACAUCCUUGAUCAUAGGGUAAAUAAGAAUGAAGAGAAAGUAGAUGUUUGUCUAGAUGAUGAAAUAACCCAAUACUUCAAUCGAAAGGAUGUACAAAAAGCCAUGAAUGCACAACUUAUUGGAGUCACUCAAUGGUCUACUUGUAGCUUUGUGCUAAAUUAUCACAUGGAGGAUCUUGAGGUUCCUACUCUUCCACUCAUAGGGAAAUUCGUGAAGAGUAGCAUUCGAGUUUUGGUUUACAGUGGUGACCAAGAUUCAGUCCUACCACUAACUGGAUCAAGAGCGUUGGUGAAUAAACUGGCAAAGGAAUUAGGACUCAAAACCACUGUGCCUUACAGAUCCUGGUUGUCUGAUAAACAGGUGGGUGGAUGGACUCAAGUAUAUGGAGACAAUCUUGCAUAUGCAACUAUAAGAGGAGCAUCACAUGAAGCUCCAUUUUCACAGCCUGCUCGAUCUCUCGUUCUUUUCCGUUCGUUCCUAGAAGGGAAGCCGCUUCCUGAUGUUUCUGAAGCUUGAUAAGUAUUGAUUCAACCAUACCGCCAUAACAAAUUUCAACAGUUUUAGUCACAAUUUCCAUAGCUGUUGACAAAUAUAAGAACACACUACUGUAAUGCAGGAAAUACCAAUGACUUACCAUAAUUAAAUCACAUAA